UGACGGGCUGUUGGCUAGAUUGCUUGCAGAGCAGGACAAGAUGAAAGCUCAGUUGGAGGAUGCUCUGGCCUCCAAGCGAAGAUUAGAGGCUAUUGAGAAAGAAAUGGGCGAGGUGAUUAGAGCUCGCGAUGAAGCCCGAACCGAUGCCGAGAAGUGGCAGGAGGAGGCUUUGCAUCCAUGCAAGAGGCUGCAUCACCCUUUCAACACCUGUCGCCAAGUCUAAUCUACGCCCUGUUCGGUCUACACCUUUGAAAUCGUCGGUGACCUCUGUUGACUUGAAGAGGGUGGCUGACAUGCAUCGUCUGGAGGUGGAGACCAUCCAAGAGAUCCAUAUUCGGGAAUUCAACGCAAGGAGGGAGGCUGAGCAGGAGCUCGACAAGGCUAAGGAGAGAAUCGCACAGUUAGAGAGGGAUCGGAUUGAGAAAGAUAAAGCCACGAGGACUCCAUGUUCUAAUCUACGUGGCAAGAUGGACGAGGCUGCUACGGCCAAAGGUAAGGAGAAGGUCUCUUGUGGGAAAGGUAGUUCCAAGGAUGCAGAGAUGAAGGCGACUUUCGUCAGAGAAGCUAGAAAGGAUCUGCGAGGUUUAACCAAGGAUGCUCUCAUUACGAUCUGUGAGAAGGAAGGGGUAAAAUAUGCCGGCGUUAAGCAGACUGUUCAUGACAUUAUCGCCUCACGUGUUAGUAAGGCGUUUCCUCCCAAAGAUUCAGUGGUAGAUGUCUCGGAGGAUCUGGUCGACACGGUCAACGGUAAGGACUCCGGGGGAGACUCGGCUGCAUCUUAGGGUCUCUCCCGGACGUGACUACGCUAUGGAAUCUCUUUCCCAGUUGUUGCAAGUUGAGGGCUAGUUCGUCUUCGUAUUUACGGUGUAAGAUUUUGAA
Chara braunii is the source of this 879-nucleotide messenger RNA. The record is from the annotation of a GenBank genome assembly. NCBI's taxonomy places the organism in Eukaryota, Viridiplantae, Streptophyta, Charophyceae, Charales, Characeae.